Messenger RNA from Suncus etruscus (white-toothed pygmy shrew), 2451 nucleotides. It is a transcript of the gene AVIL, whose product is annotated as advillin. The coding region runs from base 1 to 2451 and encodes 816 amino acids. Gene Ontology annotation, biological process: actin polymerization or depolymerization; barbed-end actin filament capping; actin filament severing. Gene Ontology annotation, cellular component: cytoplasm; actin cytoskeleton. The transcript has 19 exons. Gene Ontology annotation, molecular function: phosphatidylinositol-4,5-bisphosphate binding; actin filament binding. The record is from RefSeq and is a predicted model, not a curated record. Lineage: Eukaryota; Metazoa; Chordata; Mammalia; Eulipotyphla; Soricidae.
AUGUCUCUGAGCAGCCCCUUCAGUGCUGUGGGCAGCGACCCCGGGAUCAUCACCUGGAGAAUUGAGAAAAUGGAGCUGGCACUGGUGCCCCUGAGUGCCCAUGGCAACUUCUUUGAGGGGGACUGCUACGUCAUCCUCUCGACACGGAAAUCGGGCAGCCGCCUGUCCCAGGACAUCCACUUCUGGAUCGGCAAGGACUCCUCCCAAGAUGAGCAGAGCUGUGCAGCCAUCUACACCACGCAGCUGGAUGACUACCUGGGAGGUAGCCCGGUACAGCACCGGGAGGUCCAGUUCCACGAGUCGGACACCUUCCGAGGCUACUUCAAGCAGGGAAUCAUCUAUAAGAAGGGCGGCAUGGCCUCUGGGAUGAAGCACGUAGAGACCAACACCUAUGAUGUGAAGAGGCUGCUACACGUGAAAGGGAAGAGAAAUAUCAGGGCCACUGAGGUGGAGAUGUGCUGGGACAGUUUUAACCGAGGAGAUGUCUUUCUGCUGGACUUGGGACAAGUCAUCCUCCAGUGGAACGGGCCUGAGAGUAACAGCAGAGAGCGCCUGAAGGCUAUGCUUCUGGCCAAGGAUAUCCGGGACAGGGAGCGUGGAGGCCGUGCUGAAAUUGGAGUGGUUGAGGGAGACAAUGAGGCAGCAAGUCCAAAGCUGAUGAAGAUCCUUCAGGACACCCUGGGCUAUCGUUCUGUCAUCAAGCCUGCGGUCCCAGAUGAGAGCCUGGAUCAGCAACAGAAAGAAAACAUCAUGCUGUAUCAUGUGUCAGACUCAGCUGGGCAGCUGGAAGUCAAAGAGAUAGCAUCGAGGCCUCUGGUCCAGGAAUUAUUGAAUCAUGAUGACUGCUAUAUCCUAGACCAAAGUGGGACCAAGAUCUACGUAUGGAAAGGAAGAGGAGCCACAAAGCAGGAGAAACAAGCCGCCAUGUCAAAUGCCUUGGGCUUCAUCAGCAUGAAGGGCUAUCCCAGCAGCACCAACGUGGAGGCCGUCAACGAUGGCGCUGAGUCGGCCAUGUUCAAGCAACUGUUCCAGAAAUGGUCAGUGAAGGGCCAAAGCACUGGCCUGGGAAAAACAUUCAACAUUGGUAAAAUCGCUACAGUUUUCCAGAAUAAAUUUGAUGUGACUCUACUGCAUGCCAAGCCAGAAGUGGCAGCCCAGGAGAGAAUGGUAGACAAUGGCAGUGGACAGGUUGAGGUCUGGAGAAUUGAAAACCUGGAACUGGUCCCUGUGGAGCGAAAGUGGUAUGGAUUCUUUUAUGGGGGAGACUGUUACUUGGUUCUCUACACGUACAAGGUGAAUGGCAAGCUGAACUACAUCUUGUACAUCUGGCAGGGCCGUCAUGCCUCUCAGGAUGAGCUGGCAGCCUCCGCAUACCAGGCCGUAGAGGUGGACCAACAGUUUAAUGGGGCCCCUGUGCAAGUCCGGGUUGCCAUGGGGAAGGAGCCUCGCCACUUCAUGGCCAUCUUCAAAGGGAAGCUGGUCAUCUUCGAGGGUGGAACAUCCAGAAAGGGAAAUGCUGAGCCUGACCCCCCAGUAAGGCUCUUCCAGAUUCAAGGAAAUGACAAAUCAAAUACCAAAGCGGUGGAGGUGCCAGCCCUCGCCUCUUCCCUCAACUCCAAUGAUGUCUUCCUGCUGCGGACCCAGACGGAGCAUAUCCUGUGGUAUGGCAAGGGGGCCAAUGGGGACGAGCGGACAAUGGCUAAGGAACUGGCCACAUUGCUCUGUGACGGCUUGGAGGACACCAUGGCUGAGGGCCAGGAGUCUUCAGAAUUCUGGGACCUUCUGGGAGGGAAAGCUCCCUAUGCCAAUGACAAAAGACUCCAGCAGGAAAUGGAUGCCCAGGCCCGUCUCUUUGAAUGUACCAAUAAGACUGGCCGUUUCCUAGUCACUGAGAUCACAGACUUCACCCAGGAUGACCUGAACCCAGGCGACGUGAUGCUCCUGGAUACCUGGGACCAGGUGUUCCUGUGGAUUGGAGCCGAGGCAAACUCCAAGGAAAAGGAACAAGCUCUCACUACUGCCCAGGAAUACCUGCGUACACACCCCAGCGGCCGGGACCCCGACACUCCCAUCCUGAUCAUCAAGCAAGGCUUUGAGCCUCCCACCUUCACAGGCUGGUUCUUGGCCUGGGACGCUCUCAUCUGGAGUGAAGGGAAAACAUAUGAACAGUUAAAGGCAGAGCUGGGCGAUGCUGCAGCCAUACAGAGAAUCACCUCGGACAUGAAGAACACAACUCUCUCCCUGGAUGCUGGAGAGGCAAAAUAUUAUCCGAUUGAAGUUCUGGUGAAAAACCAAAACCAGGAGCUACCUGAGGGUGUGAACCCUGCUAAAAAGGAGAAUUAUCUCUCUGAACAGGACUUUGUUUCUGUAUUUGGCAUCACAAGAGGACAAUUUGCUGCUCUGCCUGGCUGGAAGCAGCUGCAAAUGAAGAAAGAAAAGGGGCUUUUCUAA